Penicillium samsonianum is the source of this 462-nucleotide messenger RNA. RefSeq names its product Mannose-binding lectin. The record is from RefSeq and is a predicted model, not a curated record. The transcript has a single exon. Lineage: Eukaryota; Fungi; Ascomycota; Eurotiomycetes; Eurotiales; Aspergillaceae. The coding region runs from base 1 to 462 and encodes 153 amino acids.
AUGCCCGCUACACGAGGCAGAGAUAUGAACGGCCCAUAUGGUGGAAUGGGCGGCGGCUACUACGAUGAAGUGCAUGGAGAACAUAAAAUCAAGAAGAUUGAUGCCUGGGGACGGAGCUAUAUGGGAUACGAUGUUCUGAACGGAUUUCAGUUCACCUGGGAUGACAACCAUCAGGGCCACCUCAUCGGUCACAAGAACGACAACAUUUACAAAGGAUUUGAGUUUAAGGAUGGUGAAAAGAUAAACAGCAUGAUUGCCUAUGCUGGAGAUGGUGAAGGCUAUGUCAACGGCUUCAAAUUCGAUACAAACAAAGGCCGCCACUAUUCGAUUGGUGGAAAGGAGGGCAAAGUUAACCAUCUUAACCACCUUGGGACUGGUGACUUGAUUGGAGCGGAAGGCAGAGAUAGUAUUCACGGCUCUGGAGAAGUCGUGGAUAGUAUGGACAUCUACUUCAAGACCUGA